This is a messenger RNA of Rhizophagus irregularis DAOM 181602=DAOM 197198, 1859 nucleotides long. RefSeq lists its product as uncharacterized. The record is from RefSeq and is a predicted model, not a curated record. Gene Ontology annotation, molecular function: molybdenum cofactor sulfurtransferase activity. NCBI's taxonomy places the organism in Eukaryota, Fungi, Glomeromycota, Glomeromycetes, Glomerales, Glomeraceae. Gene Ontology annotation, biological process: molybdopterin cofactor metabolic process.
GAUGAAGACGUUAAACUUAUUAACUGAAAAGAAGUAUACUUUUGGUCCUUUUAAUUCACAAAAAUAUAAACCAAAAACAAAUAAAGAAAAGUUACGCACAGAAAAACGUGAAUUUUUAAAGGAAUUUUCGACGAAAUAUGGGUAUAAUGGUAAAAUAGAUCAAAUACGUGAAGAAGAAUAUCCACAAUUAAGAAACGCAAUUUAUCUUGAUCAUACAGGCACUACAACAUUCACUAAAAGUGCGUUAACAAAUUUUAAUAAUGAUCUAUUAAGUAAUCUUUACGGAAAUCCUCAUUCAAAUUCUGCUAGUUCUCAGGCGAGUUCUAUGCGAGUAGAAGGUGUACGUAGACGAAUCCUUAAAUAUUUUAAUGCUGAUGAAAAUGAUUAUAGUGUUAUCUUCACUCAAAAUGCUACGGCUGCUAUUAAACUAACCGGUGAGAUGUUUCCUUGGACGGGAAAGAGUACCUAUAAAUAUUUAAGAGAAUCUCAUAAUAGUAUUAAUGGAUUAAGAAGAUUUCUUGAAACAAUCAACCCGAAAAAUAUUCAAGGUGUAACUGAAAAUGAUGUAGAAGAAAUGAUAAAUAAUCCACCAGUUAAUGAUGAAUCUGAAGAUGAUGAAAUUACUUAUAAUCUUUUCGCUUAUCCAGCUCAAUGUAACUUCUCUGGAAUGAGAUUUCCUUUAGAUUGGAUUAGUAAAAUCAAGAAAUUGGAUACAAAAAAGUCAAAAAAUUUAGUUUUAUUAGAUGCGGCUGCUUACGUUCCAUCUGCACAACUUUCUUUAGCUGAUAAAGAAACUUCACCAGAUUUUAUUUGCCUUAGUUUUUAUAAAAUGUUCGGAUUUCCUACUGGAUUAGGAGCCUUAAUAAUAAAAUCAGAAUUAAAUCCUAUAUUAAGAAAAGGAUAUUUUGGUGGUGGUACUACUAAUUCAGUUGUUUAUGAUAAAACAUGGCAAGUAUUCUCUGAAGAUAUUGCAACACGAUACGAAGACGGGACCAUUAAUUUCUUAAAUAUUAUAGCAUUAGAUCAUGCAUUUGAUGCGUUUGAAAGGAUUUAUGGAAACAUUAAAAAUGUAUCAAAUCAUGUGACUAGCUUAAAUACAUACCUCAGUAGAAAUAUGAGAUCAUUACAUCAUUGGAAUGGAAAAAGUGUUUGUACGAUAAAUUCGGAUAGGGAUUUUUCAGAUAGUGAAAAGCAAGGUGGUAUAUUAAGUUUUAACGUAAAACGUUCAGAUGGUAGUUUUGUAGGAUAUGUUGAAUUGGAAAAAUUAGCAAAUACUUAUGGUAUUCAUAUUAGAUCUGGUGGUAAUUGUAAUCCUGGUAGUAUUUCAAGAUGGAAUAAUAUUACUGCUGAGGAAGUUAUACAGGAUAGUGAAGAGAGAAAAUGUAGUGAUGAUAAAGAUAUAUACAAAGGGAAAUUAUAUGGUGCAGCCCGUGUAUCAAUAGGUGCAAUGACCACUAUUGAGGAUGUUUUAAUCUGGCUAGAUUUUUUCAAAAGACAUUAUGUUGAAAUCAGGCCUGGAAAAACGGUUCAUAAUUUAAAUUCUACUAAAAUAACAAAAGAAACAAAUCCUUCUAAAUUCUUGAAGUAUAUGAAUAUUAGUAAAUCACGCGAAAAUUUGAGAACUUUCAAAGUAUUUAAAGUUCAGAGAUAUGAUAAUACUAGUGGUAAUGCUGUUUGAGAUCAUUGUACUUUCAUUUUUUUUUAAUAUAAUAUUCUAUUAAUUAUAUCAUUUAAUAUACUAAUGUAAUGUUUAAUCCUAAUAAUCUGAGGCGGGACCCUUUUAUUUUCAAUUGUAUCAUUUUGCAUACACUUAAUCUCAAUAAACUGAGGCAAUACCUUUUAAUUUGAAAAAAAAAGAA